AAGAAACACAAACAGCAGAGAGACGAACACAGAGACGACUGUUAGACUGUUGGAGAGGGUUAAAGAAUCAGGCUGUAGGUCGGUUAGACUGUUGGUUAAUCAGGCUGUAGGUCAGUUAGACUGUUGGUUAAUCAGGCUGUAGGUCGGUUAGACUGUUGGCUAAUCAGGCUGUAGGUCGGUUAGACUGUUGGAGAGUGUUAAAGAAUCAGGCUGUAGGUCGGUUAGACUGUUGGAGAGUGUUAAAGAAUCAGACUGUAGGUCGGUUAGACUGUUGGUUAAUCAGGCUGUAGGUCGGUUAGACUGUUGGAGAGUGUUAAAGAAUCAGACUGUUAGUUACAGAUUGUGAUGGAGGUGCUCCACUGCAGCAGGAAAAGGCCCUGUGGUGGAGCUGUCCUCCAGCUGCACCAGGAGGCCCAGUGUCCUCCUCCUGCAGGUAAGAGGAGGUGCAGAGAGGAGGAGGAGGAGGAGAUGAAGAGGAGGAGGAGGAGGAGGAGGAGGAGGACGGGAGGAGGCUGUCAGGAGAACCUUGAUCCAGGAGAUGAUGUUCAGACGAGGACACAGACCCAGAGGAGGGAACAAAGAUGCAGAACCAGGACCUCAGUCUGGUCUGGGUCUGGACUCAGGUCAGGUCAAGCCCAGUUGUGCAGACCUGAGGUCAGAGUGGCCCACAUCAGGAAGACCAGGAUCAAGACUGAUCAUAGGACACCGACCUGGGUCAGAUGGACCAGGACCACAGAGUCCACCUGUGAGGUCAGGUCCAGGUCCACAGCAGGUCUGGUCUCAGAUCAGUCCUCAGAGACCAGAACCUGGUCCACAGCAGGUCUGGUCUCAGAUCAGUCCUCAGAGACCAGAACCAGGUCCACAGCAGGUCUGGUCUCAGAGACUAGGACCAGCAGGUCUGAGAGAGGACAGAGGGAGACACCAGGGAUCAGGACCAGGACCAGGAGGAGGAGGAGGGUCCACCCAUCAGUGAUCAGAGGCAGAGGUCAGCUGCAGCUGUCAAUCACUCCGGAGGCGGGACAACUCAUCAUCCAUAUCCACCAGGCCAGAGGACUCCUCAGGUCAUGUAACUCCUACGUGAAGCUGUCAGUGACCUCUGACCUCAGUAUCAGGAUGAAGACUCCAACCGUCCUCAACAACAAGAACCCAGAAUACAACCAUCAGUUUACACUGUGUGUCAGCGAUGACCUCGUCCUCAGCAGGUUGUUGGUUUCAGUGUUCAGCAGGUGCCGCCAGCUGAUUGGCUGUAUGAGCUUUGGGAUCCGUUCUCUCAUCUCAUUGUCAAAGACUGUCACUGGUUGGUUCUACCUGCUCGGGGAGGAGCUUGGGCGGAGCAAACACCUGAGAGUGACAUUACAGAGGAACAAACCAAUGAGGAGCCCAGAGGAUGUUCCAACACUCUGCGAUCUCCGGAGGACUCCAGAGUCUGCCCCGGAUACUGACCUGAACCACAUCACCUCCACCACCUCCUCCACAACCAAGCUCAACCGAGUCACCACCUCCAUCACCUCUACCUCCACCUCUGGACUCAGAGAUCUGACCAACCACAGCCUGACCUCCAGCUGCCCUAAGAGCCUUCACCCCACCACCUACAGCAGCUCCGUCUCCACCCUGAACUUCAACACCACCCAGUGCCAGGCGACCAGAGACAGCAGCAGAACCCAGCGACUAACGGUGAGUGUUGUUCGAGGAAAAGAUGGUUUUGGAUUCACGAUCUGCUGCGACUGUCCGGUCAGAGUCCAGGCUGUGGAUCCAGGAGGUCCGGCUCAUCAGGCCGGGCUCCGUCAGGGAGACUCCAUCCUGCAGCUCAACGGACUUCCUGUAGAAACCUGGAAGUGUGUCGGCGUCGCUCACGCUAUCAGGAGUUGUUCGUCUCAGAUCAUGUUGGUGGUGUGGCGAGGUCCACCUGAGCUCAGGACAGGAAGUGACGCUUUGCUCCGCCCACCAACACACAAUAAGACAACAGGUAGGAAGCUGCUGCCUCACCCUGCCCACAGUAAACAUGGCCGCAGGCAAGGUCAGGGGUCAGUGGUCCGCUCCAGUCUGGGAGCUCUGGGUUCUCUGUGGAGGGACAGGAAGGAGAACCAUGAGGAGGAGGAGGAGGAGGAGGAGGAAGAGGUGACGGAGUACUCAUCUCACGCCACCACACUGAAGGGAACCCGUGUGACAUCAUCACAUGGAGACAAUUACAUCAUCCUGUCACCUGUCAGUCCAGGAGGACAGCUGCUGCAGCCGGUUUAUCAUGACAGAAACGGAACGAUCGGUCGUCUGUAUCAGACUCACCCCAGCAGAGGUCAGAACCUCCUCCAUGACCCUCGACCUGGGUCAUUACGGAGACCCUUCACCGGCUGUACCUCCACCCUGCCCCCGCCCCCCACCACCUCCUCUUCAUCAUCCCCACAUAGUAACUACGGCAACUACCAGAACUGCACCAUCGUCCAAUCACAUCUUCCCUGCUCUGCCUACGGAACCUAUGUCACCCUGGCGCCCAAAACCCUCAUCUUCCCCAUCUUCGUCCAGCCUCUGGAUCUGUGCAGCCCAGACAGAACCCUGCUAAUGUCAGAGGAAAUGAUCCUUCACCAGUCUGACCUGCUGCCUGCAAAGGUGACAGUGUUGAUCUACAGUGACCUGCUGCUGUUCACCAGAGAGGAUGAAGCCGGACGCUGUAACGUCCUACAGAGUCCACUGUACCUGAACACACUGCAGCUGAGAGAGGUGGCGGCGGAGCCCCUCCUGAUCUACUUCGUGCAGAGCUCUCAGGGUUGUUGGCAGCGUCUCUUCAGCCUGGAGGCUUUCAGCAUGGAGCAGAAGAUCAGAGUCAGUCUCUGUGUCCAUGACAACAUCCAGCUACAGCUGGUCACCACGGAGACUGGACACAGUCACCAGCCCUCAGACCUCCCCUCAGACUUCGGCCUCCUCUCUCUGAGUCAGUCUGACAUCCUCUAUCGUCCCUCCUCUCCUUACUCCUCGUCUGCUCCUCCCCUCCUCAGCUCCUCCUCUCCUUACUCCUCCCUCUGUGACCCCCUCAGACCUCCCUCCCCCUCUCCUUACUCCCCCAGCUCCACCUUCUCCUCCUCCACCCCUCCCCCUCCUCCCCUCUUCUCCUCCCUGUCUCCGAACACCUCCUCCUCACCUCCUUCCAGGACCUUUACCACUCUACCUCAGCACCUCCCCCCACCUCCCCCCUUCUCCUCCACCCACAGGAGUCCAAUCUGGAAGGAGAGGGGAGGAGCAGAAGAGGAGGAGGACAGGAGGAAGAGGAGGCGUGAGGAGGUGGAGGAGAGGCAGCAGGGGGAGGGAGAGAGCGCCUCAGAGACAUCAGAGACAGUGGGAGGUGUUGGAGGGCGGAGCCUCUUGCUCAGCCCCCACCACCUCUACAUGAAGGAGGAGGAGAGUGAUGAAGAUGAAGAGGAGGAGGGGGGAGGUGCUGAGGAGUUCCCCUCCACCUUCAGACCUGCAGUUCUGCGUCGCUCUCUCUCUGAGGGUUCUCUGCUGCAGGAACCUCGGUCUCCCCGCUUCCUGUCUGACAGCACCAUCCAUCGACUCAUCCGCCCGGUGACCUUUGAUCUUGAGCUCGGCACAGGCCCCACCCCCCAACCCCCCUCCAUCCACACCCUAAAGAGACAGCUCACCAGAGAAGGGGGGUCCCUGCACCACAUGCUGCUGCUGCUCAAUGGCACCAAGGACAGCGAGUUCAGAAACCUUCAACUGAGGAAGAAGACGAAGAGUCUAGCCGCUGAUGUUCGGAGCCGCCUGCUGUUUCUACGGCGACGGAGGGUCGGUGCCUGUAAGCGUGGUAACAGUUUGGAGAAAGCUCUGAGGAACAACAGACCAUCUGGGGGAGAGGUGCUCAGGUGGGCGGAGAGUCUGGAGGCUCUGCUGACCAAUCAGUAUGGUCUGGCUGUGUUCCGUCACUUCCUGAGGUUGGAGUUCAGCGAGGAAAACCUCGACUUCUGGUUGGCUGUGGAGAGAUUUAAGAGGACACACCCCCUCAGCAAGAUGGCCGCCAGAGCUGCGAAAAUCUAUGACGAGUUCAUCUCUACCAAUGCAGCGAGACAGGUCAACAUGGACUCGUCUGUCAGAGAAUCGACCAAUCAGAGCCUUCGUCUUGGUGUCAGCCCUGCCUCCUUCCAGCUGGCCCAGGAUCAGAUCUUUAGCCUGAUGGAGACCGACAGUUACCCACGAUUCCUCAGGUCCCGCCUCUACACCCAGCUGGCCAAUCAGGGUGCACAGACAGCUUCUGAGUCGUCCAAUCAGAGUGGAGCUGGGUCUGCGUCUGUCGGCCAAUCAUAAGGAGGGAGGAGACAGAGUCUGACCGUCAUCAGAUUGGCUGUCAGCAGCUCCUGUCAUCUAUUCAGACAAGAGCCGACUAAUGAGAAGAAACUGUCCAGGUGCAUUCUGGGAAAUAUAGGAUCCACUGUUGACAGACUAAAGGUCAGGACGUCUCCUCCUCUGUUGCUGCUGUGGACUGCUCCGUUUUUAACAUCACAACAACAACAACAACGACAACAUUCUACGACUACGUUAAAUAUUUUUAAAAACAUAUUAAUAACUUUAGUAUCUUUGACUUUAUAAAAACUUGUCAUCAGAUAUUUGUUUGGGUUCAAACUGUGUCUGAUUUUAGUUUUUAAAUGAUGUCAUCACCCCCCCAUUAAGUAAUGGACAGAUGAGCAGCCGCAGACUGACAACAGUCUGACAACACGUCCUGUUUCCUUCAGAUGUUAAAUGUUAACAUUAAAACAUGAGACGACCCAGAGACGUCACGUCUGAACAUCACGAGGAUUAAUCACUUUUUUAUUGAUUCCUUUUUUUAUUUGACUCUUUUAGUGUGACUGUUACCUGACGUUAAGUGACGUUAGUGACGUUAAGUGACAUUAAUGACGUUAAGUGACGUUAGUGACGUUAAGUGACGUUAAUGACGUUAAGUGACGUUAAGUGACAUUAAUGACGUUAAGUGACGUUAAGUGAC
This is a messenger RNA of Epinephelus moara (kelp grouper), 4969 nucleotides long. Its product is annotated as regulator of G-protein signaling 3-like. Gene Ontology annotation, cellular component: plasma membrane; nucleus. Gene Ontology annotation, biological process: signal transduction. NCBI's taxonomy places the organism in Eukaryota, Metazoa, Chordata, Actinopteri, Perciformes, Serranidae. The coding region runs from base 346 to 4293 and encodes 1315 amino acids. Gene Ontology annotation, molecular function: protein binding. The transcript has 27 exons. The record is from RefSeq and is a predicted model, not a curated record.